Ictidomys tridecemlineatus (thirteen-lined ground squirrel) is the source of this 768-nucleotide messenger RNA. RefSeq names its product neuropeptide B (gene Npb). Gene Ontology annotation, biological process: feeding behavior; G protein-coupled receptor signaling pathway. Gene Ontology annotation, molecular function: G protein-coupled receptor binding. The record is from RefSeq and is a predicted model, not a curated record. Lineage: Eukaryota; Metazoa; Chordata; Mammalia; Rodentia; Sciuridae.
AGUCCAGGCUGGAUGGGUCAGUGGGAGGGUCUGUGCGCCUCAGCAUGAUGCUGCGUGGGCCUCACCCGCACCUCCUGCGUGCCCUAUGCCUGCGGGGCGCUGACGGGUCCCCUCCCGCCCCGCCCCCGCCCUGUCACCGCAGUAGAUAUAAGGCGGCCAAGCUCUGGGGCUCCACCUGGACGCUCCCCAGCCCUCCCACUGCCUGCGUCCUCAUGGCCCGGCACGCGACGCUGGUGGCCGUGGCCCUGGCGCUGCUCUUGCUGCUGGCUCCACGGGGCCUCGCGUGGUACAAGCCGGCGGCCGGGCCCAGCCAUUACUCGGUGGGCCGCGCCGCGGGACUACUGUCCGGCUUCCGCGGAUCCCCGUUUGCGAGGCGCUCGGAGCUCGCCGUCGGGACAGGCCUCCAGCGCCGCGCCGGCGCCUCCUCGGAGCUGCGGCCCAGCCUGCGGAGCCUCGCCGUGUGCGUCAAGGACGUCACCCCGAACCUGCAGAGCUGCCAGCGGCUCCCUGACGGCGGUGGCAGUGGCGGGACCUUCCAGUGCAAGGCGGAUGUCUUCCUGUCGCUGCGCGCCUCCGACUGUCAUCGCACCUGAGCCCCCCCGCCCCGCCCCAAAAUACCAACCUCGUUGGCCAGGUGGGUGCCCCCAACGCCCACUGCCAGCUCAGGGACCCCCAGACCUGCCUCGCGGGACGGCAUCCCUGACCCUCCCUCCCCGGCCCCGUGCAGUAUUCCGCCAAAUGAAUAAAGGAGAAGCUCCGUCAAGUCUU